AUGAAGUUCAUUUUGGUUUUGGCUUGUCUGGCCCUCUAUGUGGGACACACCUCUGCCCAGGACAACUGCGUUGGACGUCCCCUUCUCCAGGUAUGCACUGGCGGCAAGGACGAAGGCAACAACCGUCAUUGGUCAUGUCGACCGAGAUUCACGCAGGUGAUGUGGUACUACAACAGUCGCACCAGGGACUGCCAAACGAUGAGAUAUCUGGGCUGUGGCGGCAACAACAACCGCUACUGCUCUCUUGCCCAUUGUCGCAGAAAGUGCCGCUAG
Molecule: messenger RNA, 273 nt
Organism: Drosophila persimilis
Lineage: Eukaryota; Metazoa; Arthropoda; Insecta; Diptera; Drosophilidae
Product: kunitz-type serine protease inhibitor homolog dendrotoxin I
Exons: 2
Coding region: 1-273 (90 amino acids)
Molecular function (GO): serine-type endopeptidase inhibitor activity
Source: RefSeq, a predicted model, not a curated record